This is a messenger RNA of Xyrauchen texanus (razorback sucker), 2036 nucleotides long. It is a transcript of the gene oacyl, whose product is annotated as O-acyltransferase like. Bases 1 to 2013 code for a protein of 670 amino acids. Gene Ontology annotation, molecular function: acyltransferase activity, transferring groups other than amino-acyl groups. NCBI's taxonomy places the organism in Eukaryota, Metazoa, Chordata, Actinopteri, Cypriniformes, Catostomidae. The record is from RefSeq and is a predicted model, not a curated record. The transcript has 15 exons.
AUGUUACAGGUAAGGUGGACUGCUGUCACCCUGAUGUGCCUGCUCUUUCACCAAGCUGCAUUUGCCAGGAACGUGUCACUAAAAUGCAUGCAGGACACCACGACGUUCCUUGUGGAAUUAGAGAAAGAGACGCCGAGACAAUAUGCAGUGCUAAUGUAUGAUGCAUUUGGUAAGAUGGGCAGUGAUGUUGAAGGGGGUAAUGUGAACAGACUGGGAUCUGUGAGAGAGUGUCGGUCUGUGGAAGGCCCGGAAUUUAGUGGACAGUACUGCCAGGUCUUUCUCAAACAGGACAGGGUGGAAUAUUUUGUGGGUGUUUGUGUUCCGGACUCUUGUACAGAAUCAGAGGUCCAGACACUAAUGUAUUAUGAAGCAUUUGAGCAGGGACGAAUCUCUUUGAUUCCUCCUGUGCCUUCAGUCUUAAUGUCUGAUUCCACAUUGGGCAUAUUUAUGACUCAGUGCUAUAGUGAUUCAACUCAUUUAGACCUGUCUGCUAUAAACUGUCUGUUUGUGUGUAGUGUGUUGUUGGCACUUCCUCUUGUAGCUUCGAUCUAUGUGGCCUUAAUCAAAAGGAAGAAACUGCGAGAGGUAAGGCCUGGGGCGGGCCUUACCCAAACCUCAAACACUAACCAAUACGGAGCUGUCUUGUCUAAUGGCUCAGCCACCCAAGAUGCCACACAGACAAGUGAUCAAAAUGCAGAAAAUUACCAACAGAACUUCACAAAGAGUUUUUUGUCAUGCCUGCAUGGAUUCUCCAUUCAGAACAGUGGUGAAGGUUUGCUGUGUGCAGGAAACUCUGCAAGCAGUUAUUCGUCUCUAAAUGGCAUCCGUAUCCUCAGUUUACUCUGGAUCAUCUCAGGACACACGGUACAGCUCAGUGUCUGGAACAAGCUGGACAAUGAUAAGAGAUGGAAGGAAAUGGUAGAGAGCAACCCUCUGUAUGUGUUUGCCUUCAGUGGACCAGUCUAUCUAGCGGUUGACUCUUUUCUUCUGUUGGGUGGUCUUCUGAGUGCUAAGUCCCUGUUAAGCUCCAUCCGGAGGUCAGACAACACUCUUAGCACUGGUCUGGUGGCCCAUUUUCUCAUCAAGAGGUUCAAAAGGAUUCAACCUCUCCACCUCUUCAUCGUGUGUCUGACCAUUGGACUGUUCUCCGUUGCUCAGAGUGGGGUCUUCUGGUUUAUAGCUGAGGAUGAGAUCUUCAACUGUAAGAAAUACUGGUGGUUAAACCUGCUCCUCAUCAACAACCUUUUCACCAUUACAGACAUUUGUGCACCCUGGACGUGGUAUCUCUCCAUAGAUUUCCAGUUCUAUGCAACAACUCCUCUUCUGAUAUUCAUGUAUAGACUGAACAAAAGGGUGCUUGUUGUUGUGUCGAUAGUUCUCCUCAUGGUCUCCAGUGUAACUGGAGCCCUGAUCACCGGUUUCCUGCAUCUCCCUGUGCACCAGCCGACCACACUAGCAUAUGAGAGCUACUUCCAGUACUACUACAACAAACCCUAUACAAGAUAUGGGCCAUAUCUACUGGGUAUUCUUGCUGGAAUUUACAUGACAACCAAGAAAGAAACACUUAUAAAAAAACAGUGGCAGGCAGUCAUAGGUUGGCUCUGCUCCCUGUCAGUCAUGGCCCUGGUAGUGGGAUUGGCCUACGUAUUAAGAGAAGUGCCGCCCCAUCUGUCCCUUCCCCAUGCUGUUUAUCAGGGGAUGCACCGCUCACUGUGGGCCCUGGCUCUGGUGUGGAUCAUCCUGGCCUGUGAGGAGGGAUACGGGGGGUUUGCGGAUACAAUUCUGUCACUAAGCCUGUGGACUCCACUCUCGAACAUCAGCUUUGCCUGUUACCUGAUUCACCCCAUCAUUAUUAUUCUGUACAAUGGAAAACAAGAGACAACCAUGCACUACACAGACCUUAACUUUUUCUACCUGUUUCUAGGCCACCUGCUGUUGACUGUCGUUGCAGGUUAUUUGUUAACUCUGCUAAUCGAAAAGCCGUAUCUCUUCCUGAUGAGGGCGAAACAAUAAGCCCUGCUUCCUUCAAAACUGAC